Molecule: messenger RNA, 1042 nt
Organism: Ictalurus punctatus (channel catfish)
Lineage: Eukaryota; Metazoa; Chordata; Actinopteri; Siluriformes; Ictaluridae
Gene: apooa
Product: apolipoprotein O, a
Exons: 9
Coding region: 259-855 (198 amino acids)
Biological process (GO): cristae formation
Cellular component (GO): MICOS complex
Source: RefSeq, a predicted model, not a curated record
AAUGCUUUCAGCUGCUGUGUGUUUACUCCAUUAGCUGUAUUAAAUAUUAAUGUUAAAACCGGAGGCUUUUGUUUAGUUUUCGCUUUAUGGUGCGUUUAAUAAAUCUGUAACAGAAGAAGGGUAAAUUUGACUCCACUUGAGUCGAAGGACAUUUCAAGCUUCUUUGGAGUAGAGCUUUGCUUUCACUUUAGUUUUUCAAUAACAUUUACUAAACUCGAGUUUGGAGGCGCUGCAGGAUUCUGCGCCGCUCUGGCAGCGAUGGCUUCGUCUUCAUCAGAUACAGAAAAACCCAAAGAGGAAAUCAACAUAGAUGAGCUAUCUCUAUACACAACCCCUCAGCAGAAAUUCCACUAUGUGGAGCCGGAGAAAGGAACGAUGGAGCAGAACGUGACCACACUGAGGAACAUGGCUGAGCCUUACAUUACCUGGUGUCAGCAAACGACUAAUUCAGCUAAUCAGAAGGUCGAGGGAGUCUACGCGGUGCUGAAGCCCAAAGUGGACAGGACAGUUCAGUUUGGCCAAGACAGUUACGCGUAUUUGAGAAAUCCUGCUCCGGAGUUUUAUCCCAGAGCCGGAGUCAUCGGAUUCGCCGGCAUCCUCGGCCUGUUCCUGGCGAGAGGUUCCAGGAUGAAGAGGUUGAUUUACCCGACAGGUUUGAUGGCUGUCGGUGCUUCUAUGUACUACCCUCAACAAGCAGCCGUCAUUGCCAAGAGUUCAGGGGAUGCUGUGUAUGAAUUCACGCUUCAGGCUUACGUGACUGUCGAAACGCUCAUUAGAGGAAAGCCUGCAGUGAAGCCCGGAGAGAAAGUGACGAAGGCAGAAGAGAAACCGGCCAGCGGAGACACGAAAGCGUAGAAACAGGAAACGACGACGUAACAGAGCUUCGGCUUUUGCACUAGCCGCGCCCCAUUACCGUCAGUCACAGCAGACGGGGCGGGGCCUGUCAAAGUACUUUUAUCCAUGAAUGUGGGUGGAGCCUGCUGAAACGGUAUUUUAAUGUAUAUUUCUGUACAAACGCAAAUAAAAUAUUAUCGUACCGGUC